This is a messenger RNA of Grammomys surdaster, 2688 nucleotides long. Its product is annotated as NACHT, LRR and PYD domains-containing protein 5-like. Gene Ontology annotation, biological process: regulation of inflammatory response. The record is from RefSeq and is a predicted model, not a curated record. Lineage: Eukaryota; Metazoa; Chordata; Mammalia; Rodentia; Muridae. Gene Ontology annotation, cellular component: mitochondrion; subcortical maternal complex; nucleus. Gene Ontology annotation, molecular function: protein binding.
CCUGUCGCGGCUCCCAACAUCUACCAAGACAUGUCCUAUGUCAUCUUCUUCUCUGUUGAAGAAAUAAAGUGGACAGAGAAGAGCAGUUUGGCACAGCUGAUUGCCAAGGAGUGGCCAGACUCGUGGGCUCCAGUGACAAAGAUCAUGUCCCAAACAGAAAGACUCUUGUUUGUCAUAGAUGGUUUUGACAAUAUGGACUCUGUCCUCCAAGAUGACGAUGAUAUGACACUCUCCAGAGACUGGAAGGAUGAACAGCCCAUAUACAUCCUGUUGUACAGCCUCCUGAGGAAGGCCCUUCUACCCGAGUCCUUUCUCAUCAUUACUACCAGAAAUACGGGCUUAGAAAAGCUCAAGUCGAUGGUGGUGUCCCCCCUAUAUAUACUGGUUGAAGAACUGUCUGCAUCAAAGAGAUCUCAGCUGGUCCUCGAUAAUUUCUCUGAUGACUACCAGAGAAUGCAAGUCUUCCGUUCCGUGAUAGAAAAUCACCAGCUAUUUAACCAAUGCCAGGCCCCCUCCAUGUGCUUACUGGUCUGUGAAGCUCUACAGCUGCAGAAGAAGCUGGGAAAGGAAUGCACCCUAACCUGCCAGACUCUCACUGGUUUGUAUGCCACCUUGAUGUUCCACCAGUUCACCUUGAGAGGGCCUUCCCAGGGCACUCUCAGUCAGAAAGAGCAAAUUACUCUAGUGGUGGGUUUGUGCAGGAUGGCAGCUGAGGGAGUGUGGACCAUGAGGUCAGUGUUCUAUGAUGAUGACCUAAAGAACUACAGCCUAAAGGAGUCUGAGAUCUCGGCCCUCUUUCACAAGAACAUUCUUCUUCAGGUUGGCCACAGCAAUGAGCAGGGUUAUAUUUUCUUACACCUCAGCCUGCAGGAUUUCUUUGCUCCCUUAUAUUAUGUUUUAGAAGGGCUGGGGGAAUGGAAUCGGUAUUUUUCCUUCAUGAAAAACCAACAGAGUAUCAUGGAGGUGAAGAGAACCAACAACAUUCACCUCAGAAUGAAUGGUUUCUUAUUUGGUCUCAUGAACAAGGAUAUCUUGAGGACUCUGGAGGUUCUGUUUGGAUGUCCCGUGAACCAGACUGUUAAUCAGAAGCUCCAACCCUGGGUCUCUCUGAUAGGUCAGCAGGUCAAUGGCACCAGCACAAUGGACACCCUAUACGCAUUCUAUUAUCUCUUUGAGUCUAAGGAUGAAGAGUUUGUUCAUAUAGCUCUCAACAGCUUCCAAGAAGUGUGGCUUUUGAUUAACCAGAAGAUGGACGUGACAAUAUCUUCCUACUGUCUCCAGCAAUGUCAGAACUUGAAGGCAAUCUGGGUGGAUAUCAGAGACCUCGUCUCGGAGGAUAAUAAUCUCGAGCUGUGCCCUCUUUUCCAGAAGAAACUAGGUAAGCCCCUCACAGAGUGGUGGGAAAAAUUCUGCUCUGUGCUCAGCACCCACCCAAACUUGAAGGAGCUGGAUUUGGGCAACAGAGUCUUGAACAAAUGGGCCAUGGAGACCCUGUGCCUCAAACUGGGGAAUUCAUCCUGCAGUAUACAGAAGCUGACGUUUAAGAGUGCAGAGAUAGUGUCUGGCCUGCAAUAUCUCUGGAGGGUCGUUAGCAAUCCGAACUUAAAGUACCUCAAUCUAGGAAGCGCACCCAGGAAGGAUGAUGACAUGAGGUUAGCUUGUGAUGUACUGAAACAUCCAAGGUGCUCCCUGGAGACUCUGAGGUUGGAUGCCUGUGAGUUAACCCUCACUGGUUAUGAGAUGAUCUCCACACUCCUUCUUUCAACCACCAGCCUAAAGUGUUUCAAUCUGGCCAGAAAUAAGGUGGGAGUAAAUACUAUGAUAUCCCUCAGGGACGCCUUAAGGAGCUCCAAGUGUUCACUGAAGAUGCUGAUACUGGACAGCUGUGACUUCACACCUGUCAUCUGCCACAUUCUGCCCUCAACCCUUUCAGGCAACCAGAACUUGACUCACGUGUGCCUGUCAAACAACACUGGGACUAAAGAAGUGCAACAGCUGUGUUAGUUCAUGAAGAAUCCAGAAUCUGCUCUCCAGCGGCUGAUACUGAAUCACUGCAACAUUGUAGACGAUGCCUACGGUUUCCUGGCAUUGAUACUUUCAAACUACAGAAAGCUGACGCACCUGAGCCUGUCCAUGAACCCUGUAGGGAAUAAUGCAGUGAAGCUACUGUGUGAAGCUUUAAAGGAGCCGACUUGUUACCUUCAAGACCUGGAACUAGUGGACUGCCAGCUCACGGAGAAGUGCUAUGAGGACCUGGCCUGCAUGAUCUCAAUAGCCAAGCACUUAAAAAGCUUGGAUCUUGGAAACAAUGCCCUGGGUGACGAAGGAGUCAUAGCCCUGUGCGAGGGACUAAAGCAAAGUACCAGCUCCCUGAGGAGACUUGGGUUGGGGGCGUGUGAGUUGACUUCCAACUGCUGUGAGGCAUUGUCCUCGGUCAUAAUUUGUAACUCGAACCUGAAGAGCCUGAACUUGGUAAUGAAUGACUUCAGUACAUCAGGGAUGUUGAAGCUGUGCUGUGCGUUCCAGUGCCCUGCCACUAACCUGUCGAUAAUUGACCUCUGGAAGCAGCAGUACUAUGCCCAGGUGAGAAAACAGCUGGAGGAAGUGCAGUCGAUCAAGCCCUACGUGGUGAUUGAUGGUGACUGGUAUUCUAUCGAUGAAGGUGACCGUAACUGUUGGAAAGACUGA